Messenger RNA from Fusarium mangiferae, 819 nucleotides. Its product is annotated as putative dephospho-CoA kinase. Gene Ontology annotation, molecular function: ATP binding; dephospho-CoA kinase activity. The coding region runs from base 1 to 819 and encodes 272 amino acids. Gene Ontology annotation, biological process: coenzyme A biosynthetic process. Lineage: Eukaryota; Fungi; Ascomycota; Sordariomycetes; Hypocreales; Nectriaceae. The record is from RefSeq and is a predicted model, not a curated record. The transcript has a single exon.
AUGCUUCUCAUUGGUCUCACGGGUUCAAUUGCCACAGGCAAGUCGACAGUGUCUUCAAUGCUCUCAUCACAGCCCUACAAUCUUCCGAUCAUAGAUGCAGACGUUCUAGCGCGCAAGGUUGUGGAGCCGGGAACUCGUGGCUAUGAGGCUAUUGUGAAACAUUUUGGGCCCACGACACCCGAACUUCUCGUGCAACCAUCCGAGAAGAUGCCAGAGGAUGGACCAGACGGCAAGGGCAGACCACUUAACAGACCGGCAUUGGGGAGACGAGUGUUUGGCGACUCAGAAGAGCGAAAGAAGGACAGAUCAGUUCUCAAUCGCAUCGUUCAUCCGGCUGUCCGAUGGGAGAUGUUCAAGUCCGUCGUUGGAUGUUACUUCAGAGGCCAUUGGGCUGUGGUUCUGGAUAUCCCACUCCUUUUCGAGAGUGGCCUCGACCGCUUCUGCGGCGUCACAGCUGUAGUGGCAGUCCACGACCCAGCAGUUCAGAUGCAGCGUCUGCGUGCGCGUGAUCCUCACCUGAGCCCGGAAGAUGCCGAGAACAGAGUGCGUAGCCAGACAGAUGUUCGAGAAAAGGCCCGGCGAUGUGAAGAACGAGGAGAAGGCAAAGGAAUUGUGCUUUGGAACGAUGGGUCACAAGAAGAGCUGAAGGAGCAGCUGGAUAGGGCCAUCAAGGAUCUGAGAAAGGCGAGCCCCGAUUGGUGGUCAUGGCUAUUGCUUGGAUGUCCUCCUCUAGCAGUUGCUGUUGCGACGUGGAGGUUCUGGCAGAAUCUUAUUAUCAAUGAGAGAUGGGAGGAGAUGAAGUUGAAUGCGAAGCUGUGA